This is a messenger RNA of Quercus robur (English oak), 2258 nucleotides long. RefSeq names its product amino acid transporter AVT1D. The record is from RefSeq and is a predicted model, not a curated record. The transcript has 11 exons. NCBI's taxonomy places the organism in Eukaryota, Viridiplantae, Streptophyta, Magnoliopsida, Fagales, Fagaceae. Gene Ontology annotation, cellular component: plasma membrane. Bases 252 to 1877 code for a protein of 541 amino acids.
UUCACAGUAAAACUAAAAACAGCAACGCGUGUACACUCACACAAGAUCUUAGCCACCUAUAUUUCUCACGCAUAUCUUUACUAUAAACUAGGAUCCCCGAUUAGCUCGGCAUCCUUAGGUACUUGAAACCAAUCCAAGCCAAAACAGUAUAAGGUUUUGUUUGGCAGUAGAACGAGUUUUUCCCACUGUGAAACCUUAACGUGAGAUAUCAAGAGAUAUAGAAACUGUUCUAUAUAAGGUGGUGUUUGUAUAUGGUGUUUGAAUCCACGAGGAGAAAAGGGAUGAAAGUGGACGAAGAAUUGGGUCGGGACCUCGUGGACGAGUGGAACUCCGAUGAUGAAGAAAACCAGGCCAAAACAAUAGGUGAGAAUGAGGACGAGACUGAAUCUGAGGCCACAGGUUCCUCACCAAGUCAAUCUGAUAACGCCAUGGACAUCCCAUGGCCUCAAAGCUACAGGCAGUCUAUGGACAUGUUUACAAGUGUUACCCCACCCUCCAUUAGUUUUCUAAGGGGGCCUAGCUUGACAGGAGUAAGUAGCUUUCUUUCCACAGCAUACAAGAGGCCACAGCCACAACCAUUGGAGCGUGAUUCUUCGCUGAGUAAACCUCUCAUUUCUGAAGAUCCUACCACACCACCUGUGAAGUUAUCUGCAUCUACUUACUCCAAACUUUCUAUCAGUGGAUUGCCACCACCGCAGGAGCAGUGUUCAUUUUCUCAAUCAGUCAUUAAUGGAAUCAAUAUUCUAUGCGGCAUAGGACUCCUUACAACUCCAUAUGCAAUCAAAGAAGGAGGGUGGUUGAGCCUUAUCUUUCUCGUGAUAUUCGCUGUCUUUUGUUGCUAUACUGGAGUUUUAUUGAAGGAAUGUUUAGAAAGCUCUCCUGGACUCAAAACCUACCCAGAUAUAGGGCAGGCUGCUUUUGGGUUAGCUGGUCGAUUAGGGAUAGCUAUAUUUUUGUAUGUAGAACUAUAUGCUUCUUGUGUGGAAUACAUUAUUAUGAUGAGCGAUAACUUGGCAUCAUUGUUCCCAGAUACCUAUAUCAGUCUUGCUGGAAUCCAUCUUGAAUCUCAUCAAGUUUUUGCAAUCACAUCUACUCUUAUUGUUCUUCCAACUGUUUGGCUUAAAAAUCUGAGCUUGCUCUCAUACCUUUCAGGAGGAGGAGUAGUUGCAUCAAUCCUGGUGGCACUUUGUUUAUUAUGGGUUGGAGUGGUGGACCAAGUUGGAUUUCACCCAAGUGGAACAGCUUUAGACCUCACAAACCUAUCUGUUACAAUUGGUAUCUUUGGAUUCAGCUAUGCUGGCCAUUCGGUUUUUCCAAAUAUCUAUUCUUCAAUGAAAGAACCGUCACGAUUUCCAUCAGUUUUAAUAGUCAGCUUUAUUUUUUGCUUCAUUAUGUGCACUGGGGUAGCAAUAUGUGGCUUUCUAAUGUUUGGUGACUCAAUCGAAUCUCAGUUCACUUUAAACAUGCCCAGCGAAUAUCUUGCUUCUAAAAUUGCAGUCUGGACCAUGGUUGUGAACCCACUGACAAAGUAUGCCUUGACACUGACACCCAUCACAAUGAGUAUAGAGGAACUCUUGCCUCAAGCCCAGCUUAGAUCUUACAGUGUAGUGCUUCUCAUCAGAACAAUUUUAGUAUUUUCAACUUUGGCAGUGGCAUUGACUGUUCCCUUUUUCGCUAUCGUGAUGGCAUUAAUAGGAUCUUUACUUGCAAUGUUAAUUGCUCUUAUCUUUCCAUGCGCUUGUUAUCUUAAAUUACUCAGAGGUAAAUUGACGAAGUUGAAGAUUGCAAGUUGCAUAUUGGUUAUAAGUGUGGGUUUGGUCUGUGCUUGCGUUGGCACAUAUUCAUCAAUUACAAGACUAGCUGGCAAAAUAGCUUGAUUAAAGAACAGGGCAUAUCUAUGGUCUAAUCUCGUUUCUUAUCCUGAAGAGCGGAAAACAAAUCUGCCUUAGUAAGUUCUCAACUACAGUAAAGAACGUCAACAUUUCAAUGAGAUUCAACCAACAAAGACAGAUCGGAUGAAGGAAUGUUGAUAUGCAGUGGCGCCAAGAGGAUAUGGUUUAUCUUAAGCACUUUAUAUGUGUAAUCAUUAGCAUCCAUAGAUCAAUUGUUAAUGAAAGAAUCCAACAAAAAGGAUUUGAACAUGUAUUAUUAAACGGAACUCGUGUUGUAAAAGCGGAAGCUCUCUCUUUGGAUGGGGAAUUCAACAGCUGUUGUCACCAUGUUGAUACAGCAAAUCCAUUCAUUUGAAUUCUGGUGCA